Molecule: messenger RNA, 875 nt
Organism: Arabidopsis arenosa
Lineage: Eukaryota; Viridiplantae; Streptophyta; Magnoliopsida; Brassicales; Brassicaceae
Source: the annotation of a GenBank genome assembly
AUUAAUCAAUCAGCUCUUCCCCAAUUCGUCAAUUUCUUCAACCCUAAUUCUUCUCUGUUUCUCAGAUCUACCAAACUUGAUCUCCAAUGGUUUCCUCAGCACCACCAGUCCUCCCAAUCUCCAAUCCCCAAACCGUUCCAUCCGCCGCUCCUCCCUCCGUCGAAUCUCAACCACCGAUCGCAACUCCAGCUUUCCGCAAUUUCAUCAAUCAGAUCACCGAAACCGUUAAAAACGGUCUCUCUAAGCGUCGUCCUUGGGCUGAGCUCGCCGAUCGUUCCGCAUUAUCCAAACCUGAAUCGAUCUCCGACGCUGCUGUUCGUAUCCGCAAGAAUUACUCGUAUUUCAAGGUUAAUUACCUCACCGUCGCUACAGCGAUCGUCGGAUUCUCUCUCGUGACUCAUCCUUUCUCUCUCGUUUUCCUCCUCUGUCUCCUCGCGUCGUGGCUCUUCCUCUACUUGUUCCGUCCCACGGAUCAACCGAUCGUCGUCUUCGGUCGUACAUUCUCCGAUCGUGAAACGUUAGGGUGUUUGAUCUUGUUCAGUAUCUUUGUGAUUUUCCUCACCGAUGUUGGAUCUGUUCUUGUUUCGGCUAUGAUGGUUGGUGUUGCGUUGAUCUGUGCUCAUGGUGCUUUUAGAGCUCCGGAAGAUCUUUUCCUUGAUGAGCAAGAGCCAGCUGCUACCGGAUUCCUCUCUUUCCUCGGUGGCGCCGCCUCUUCAGCCGCGCCAGCUGUCAUCGCCGCUCGCGUGUAAUUGCGACUCCGAUCUACCAUUCCCUCGCUUGGGUAACUUUUUUUUUUAAAAAACUUUUGAUAAAUCUUUCUAUAUGAUUCGUUUGUUGAAUUUGAUACUUAGGAACAAUAAACGAAAAAUUGUGGA